Funneliformis geosporum is the source of this 243-nucleotide messenger RNA. NCBI's taxonomy places the organism in Eukaryota, Fungi, Glomeromycota, Glomeromycetes, Glomerales, Glomeraceae. The record is from the annotation of a GenBank genome assembly.
AUGAGUCAAUUAAAUAAUAAAACCGUGAUGAUGGAUCAGAUGCAAGCUGAUUACAUGAGAGAAAUGAUUGAAAGCUGCUAUCAAGAAAAAAUGUAUAGAUUCGAAGCUAAUUCUUCCAACACAAAAAAUGGUUCCAUUUUCGGUCACAUCGGUCACGUGCCCAUUGCUGGUGAAUCUAUCAUUGAUAAGAUUUCUCUCAGUUCAGAUAAUUCAAUCGAAGUUGAAGAAGAUACUGACAAAUGA